AUGAAGCCUAUCCUCGCUACCAUCGCUUUACUUGGUCUUGUCUCAGCGGACAAAUACGCCAAUUUCUUCACUGACGAUAACUGCAAUGAAGAUGGCUCCAUCGGUUUUAGUCUGGACAACCCGGGAUGUUUCGCUUGGGCAGGUGCCAAAUCAGUCUACAUCCCUAACAACCCCAUCGACUGGAACCAACACUACUGUCUAGUCAUGACUUAUGAUAGUAAAGAAUGUAAUUGUCAAAACGACGGUUAUUCCUUCCAAGCUACUGGAUUCUGCCAUAAACUCGAUGGCAAUGCUCAAAGUUACAGAUUCAUUGGUGGCGGAUGCGAUCCCAACAACUGCUAA
Molecule: messenger RNA, 342 nt
Organism: Kwoniella mangroviensis CBS 8507
Lineage: Eukaryota; Fungi; Basidiomycota; Tremellomycetes; Tremellales; Cryptococcaceae
Exons: 3
Coding region: 1-342 (113 amino acids)
Source: RefSeq, a predicted model, not a curated record